Neoarius graeffei (lesser salmon catfish) is the source of this 2003-nucleotide messenger RNA. RefSeq names its product interferon regulatory factor 7 (gene irf7). Gene Ontology annotation, cellular component: nucleus. Gene Ontology annotation, molecular function: DNA-binding transcription factor activity, RNA polymerase II-specific; protein binding; RNA polymerase II cis-regulatory region sequence-specific DNA binding. The record is from RefSeq and is a predicted model, not a curated record. The transcript is spliced from 9 exons. Lineage: Eukaryota; Metazoa; Chordata; Actinopteri; Siluriformes; Ariidae. The coding region runs from base 80 to 1390 and encodes 436 amino acids. Gene Ontology annotation, biological process: immune system process; regulation of transcription by RNA polymerase II.
AUCUACGUCAUGCUGGGUAUAAACAUGCAGCUCUCGAGAGGAGAAAACACUACUCUGAUCACCACUGGCUUAGAGUAGCAUGGCAAUAAUGAACAGUGCAGGGAGACCGCAGUUGGGACAGUGGCUCCUCGAGCAAGUGCAGUCCGGACGGUAUGGUGGACUUUACAUGCUCGACAGGGACACAUUCCGCAUCCCGUGGAAACACAACUCGAGGAAAGACUGUGGAGACGAGGACAACCGAAUAUUCCGAGAAUGGGCUGUGGUUAGUGGUAAGAUCAAUGAGUAUCCCAAUGACAAGGCAAAGUGGAAGACCAACUUCCGCUGUGCCCUCAACGGCCUUACACAGUUCAAGAUGAUCCAUGACAACUCCAAGGACUUGGAGAAUCCCCAUAAAAUCUACCGUAUCGUCCGUCCUGAAAAACAUCAGCAGUGCUCAAAUUCAAAUCCUCAGCAGUGCUCAAACAUUCAAAUUAAAGCAAUGUACAGCUCCACAAACAGCCAAUGUGAAGAAAUGGAGUAUGAUUUGCCAAACCAUAUGGAUACCUUGCAUCUAAAUCAACAGCCCACAGAAAUACAAUAUUGGCAACCCUAUCAACAACCUAUCCAAAACCUAGCAGGUCACACCAACUAUGGUGUUCCCCAAAUGCCAGUUGUACCAGUACCGCAGCAUUGCCUUCCGAAUAACAUGCCUGCUUCAGCACCAAUUUUAGCACAGCUACCCUACAAUACAGUGCACCAGUCUUUAAUCAUGCAUUCUAUCAACGACCUGGAGAUCUCCAUUCACUACAGGAGAACGGAGAUGCUGAAGGUGCAGUGUGUAGGUCCACGCAUUCAGCUCCACUCACAGUGUGAUCAAUCAGAGCUCAGGGGCGUGUCCGUGCCCUUCCCCAGCACAGAGGAGCUCAUUGACCACAAACAGAUCCAGUACACUAAGCGUCUCCUGGACAACAUCAAAAGAGGUCUUCUCCUAGAGGUCUUCCCCUCAGGUAUCUACGGCUUCCGCCAGGACAAGUGCAAUGUGUUCAUCAGCACCUGCGAUCCAGCCGAGAUCCAGAACCCAGAGCCCAGAAAGCUGCUGCAGAACCAGAAUGAACUGCUGUUCAGCUUCGACAAGUACAAGAAAGAUCUCAUGGACUUCAAAGAGAAUAAACGUGGCUCUCCUGAGUACACCAUCUAUUUGUGCUUUGGGGAGAAGUUUCCAGAUGGAAAGCCACUGGAGAGGAAGCUGAUCGUUGUGAAGGUCGUGCCUCUGAUUUGUCGCGAGUUGCAUAAGGCAGCACAGCUGGAGGGAGCGUCGUCUUUGCAAAAUGACAACAUCAGCCUGCAGCUCUCCCACAACAGCCUGUUUGAACUGAUUGAAGCCACUUUCUCACCACCUCCUGCUGUAUAGUUUUUUGUUUAUUUUUUUUCUUCAUCCUGACACUGCUUGCUGCUCUCUACAUUCUGACUGAUGAGCACAGUUUUAACCACAAUACUGGUUUCACAUGUCCUCGGUCAUGUAGCAUUCCUUGGUUGCAGGAAUGCAGAAUGACUGCACAAAACAUACCUGUUACACUGCCAAAAUGAAACUGGUAUCCCAAACUCUAGCAGUUGGUUUGUUAAAUGUGUUUACCUAUUUUGUUCAAUAUAAAAUAACUUCAGCCUAAAAUAUUCAACUGGAAGUAAUUAAAAUUUAAUGUAUAGUCCCUUUCUUUUCUCUUUCUUUUAAGAAACUGUCUGCUUUGCUUUCUUUUGCUAUCAAUCACAACCUUGUUUAUGUCUUUAGUGAAGAAUUGUCCUGGCUCUGCCAGCGCUACACUUUUAAAGUUUUCUCAUCUAUUACUUGAAAGAUUAUUUCUACUAUAGUUUGUCAUAUGGACAGUAAAAUCAAUUUAUGCUGUGCUAGCAAAUAUGUUUUGAGAAUCUUUGAGAGACACUUGUGUGACAAUUAACAUGUGGGGGGGGAGAAAUGAAAUUUUUGUUUUCACUUUUAUUAAAUAAAUUGUUAAAGAAAUGCAUUUACA